Molecule: messenger RNA, 1506 nt
Organism: Medioppia subpectinata
Lineage: Eukaryota; Metazoa; Arthropoda; Arachnida; Sarcoptiformes; Oppiidae
Source: the annotation of a GenBank genome assembly
GUGGUGGUGUGCGAUGAGGGCCACAAGAUUAAGAACGCGGCCUCAAAGAUUUCCAAAGCUCUUAAGCAGAUCCGGACCCGACGCCGAGUCAUACUGACGGGUACGCCACUGCAAAACAAUUUGCUAGAGUACUGGUGCAUGGUCGACUUUGUGCGGCCCAACUUUCUUGGACACCAAAACGAGUUUAAGACAAUGUUCGACAAACCCAUCAAAAACGGUCAGUGCGUGGACUCGACUCCCGAUGACAUCCAAGUCAUGAAAGAGAGAGCCUUUGUAUUGCACGACACGAUGAAGUAUUUUGUUCAACGCCGAAGCCAUGAUGUGGUGAAGGAAACACUUCCUCCGAAGCGGGAGUUUAUAAUCCUUUGCCGCUUUACACACAUCCAGAAGGAGCUGAUGGAGGCGUUUAUCGGCACCGCUAUCGAUAAUCCCGAUAUUAUCGGCCGAAUGGACGGCAAAAGGAUAUCUAUUCUGACACUGUUUGCCAACUGCACGAAGAUCUGGAACCAUCCCGACAUCUUCUACAAAGUAGUCCGCGAAGGUAUCGCCAGUCAGGGCCAGGACUUGGAAGAGGCGCUGAGCGAUGAUAACGAGGCCAGGAAUGGGAUAGAAAUGAACAAAAUAGCGAACCGAAUGACCGACUAUUCAUUCGCCGCGCCUAUAGUGGAGGGCUAUCGGCGAGAAUUGAUUGAAAACUCUUACAAAACAAUGCUUUUGUUUGAGAUAAUAAGAGAGAGUAUAGAAGUCGGCGAUCGACUUCUGGUGUUCAGCCAAUCGUUGUUGACAUUAGAUUUAAUUGAGAUAUUCUUGGAGUCGCGAGACGUGCCGCUGACGGCCCGGCGUUGGCGUAAAGAUGAGAAUUACUACCGUUUGGACGGCUCGACACCCGCUAAACGGCGCGAUCUUUACAUCAAACAGUUUAACGAAUCAGAAAAAGUUAAAUUGUUUCUGAUCUCUACCCGAGCGGGUGGUCUGGGCAUCAAUCUGACCGGUGCUAAUCGUAUAGUCGUGAUGGACGCCAACUGGAAUCCUUGUCACGACAGUCAGGCCGCGUGUCGUAUCUACCGCUACGGACAGCAAAAGCCGUGUUUUAUAUACCGUUUGGUAUGCGAUAAUUCAUUGGAGAGGAAAAUAAGUAACAAACAGGUCUGCAAACAAGGGAUGGCUAAGCGAGUGGUCGACGGACACGUGAUUGAGGGUGUCUUCGCCUGGAAUGAGAUCCAAGCACUGCUCCAAAACUUACGUUCUAUCGCUGAGCCGCCCGUCAAGACGUAUACUGAAAACCAAGUGUCGCAUCUGAACGACCCUCUUCUCGAGCGGAUCUGUUGUGACUUUGGUUUUGCGAUAACAGCUAUUCCUCGUGAAUAUGAUUCACUUCUUGAGGACCGCAAAGACCAGGUGCUGACCGACGGCGAGAAGAGGAACGCUUUUGUGGCCUUUGAGGACAGGAAGCGAAAUAUGUUUUCGCAACCGAUACCCACUUCACCGCAAACUGAUUUCCAUUAA